UAUGUUUUUACACGUUUGCUGAGCUGUUGACCCAGACACCAUCCGAAAUCAGCGUAGGUUGAAGCUUCCGCAGAGCAAACUCCUUCAGCCCACUCCCAAAGCUCUUUGGCUUCUCCUGAACGCGUGAAUCAUCCAUCCCCCUCCCAAAAUACCGGCUGCCGUUUCUCCACCCACCGCUCCCGAAAGUACAGCCUCAGUUGUUCCCGUUUCACCGUGGCUUCAGCGUAUGCUCUGUUUCGAGCAGGGGGAAAAUCGCGCGUCCACAAGGUAAGAGCUUCAAGUUCCUUUUAUUUUUCUCCCCCUGUGUCGUUCUUUGUUGAUUUCCUUUCGGUUUGGUUGGUUUUUCUUCAGAAUUUGGGGCCAUUUUCUGGCGUGUCAGCGGCUGUUUGGUGUGCAAUGAGUGUUCAAACAUUUUAGGGCUUAUUUUUUAGGGUGCCAGCUUCGGUCCUAUGAGUGUGCAGCUGAAGCUAACUUCCCAAGACCUGCGAUUUCUGCGAAGCAACUCGGAUUCUCGUCCAUUCCGGCAUCUGGGAAAUUUGCUUUUGAAUUUGUCGUACCAAAGUCUCCAAAAAGCCACUGAUGAGUUCUCCCCUGCUAAUUUGCUUGGUGUGGGUAGUUUUGGAUCUGUAUAUAAAGCAAUCAUCAAUGAGGGCAGAACGACAAUUGCUGUCAAGGUGCUCAACCUUCAGCGCCGUGAAGCUUCUAAGAGCUUUCUUGCUGAGUGUGAGGCCUUGAGAAACAUUAGGCAUCGGAAUCUUGUAAAGAUACUUACAGUUUGUUCAGGUGUUGAUUAUCAAGGUAAUGAUUUCAAGGCUUUAGUUUAUGAAUUCAUGGUCAAUGGAAGCCUUGAGGAUUGGUUGCAUUCGAGUACUAUAGAAGAUCAGGUGCACCAGGAGCAGAGGGAUCUUAAUCUUAAUCAGAGAUUGAAUAUCGCCAUUGAUGUUGCGAGUGCAUUGGAAUAUCUCCAUUAUCAUUGCCAAAAAAAGCCAAUCAUCCAUUGUGACCUCAAGCCGAGCAACGUUCUUCUCGACGAUGAAAUGAUUGGACAUGUUGGAGACUUUGGGUUAGCAAGAUUUUCUUCCGAAGAUAACAAUAACUCUUCAACCAACCAGUCAAGCUCUAUUGGUGUUAGAGGAACAAUUGGUUAUACUCCUCCAGAGUAUGGUAUGGGAAAUGAGGUCUCCUCCUAUGGCGAUGUAUAUAGCUAUGGGAUUCUACUAUUAGAAAUGUUUACUAGAAAACGACCCACGGAUGACAUGUUCCAAGGCAGACUAAAUUUACAUUAUUUUGUCCAAGAAGCUUUGCCUAAUCGAGUGGUCGAGAUUGCGGAUCCAAUUCUUUUUCGUGAAAGAGAAGAAGACAUAGCGAUGAAUAAUUCUCAUAAUAAUAGCAGGACUAGAAGAAGCAAAAUUCAAGAGUGCUUGACUUUGAUGUUUGGGAUUGGAGUUGCUUGUUCUGUUGAACAGCCAGGAGAACGGAUGAACAUGAAAGAUGUUGUAACUGAACUUCAUUUGGUCAAGAAAAGGCUACUUAAAACUACAAGUAGACCAUAAUAUGAACAGAUAAAACAAUGGUCCAAGACAAGACCCUUCUGAUCUGAGGAUAUGGUGGUUCUUAUGGUUCAAGCUCACAUGGACAUGGUGAGAUGUCUUAUUUGUGUUUGAUGAAUUAGAAAUUGGUUUUUAUUGAUGUUUAACCUUUUUUAUUUACUUAUUAUGUUUGGAGACUUUUUUUUAUUUGCUUUUGCCUUUUAGAUAUUUGGAGUUGGAUUAAUGUAAUUGUUGUGUUGUGUUUUAUCUCAUGGAGUAUAAUAUAAUAUUGUUGCCAAGACAUUUUGAUUAAUUUGAUGGUUAUGUGGGGGACAUUGAGGACUUUUAGUGGAUGGAAUUUGUGGCUAUUAGUUGUC
Messenger RNA from Corylus avellana, 1906 nucleotides. NCBI's taxonomy places the organism in Eukaryota, Viridiplantae, Streptophyta, Magnoliopsida, Fagales, Betulaceae. The record is from RefSeq and is a predicted model, not a curated record.